CUGGAUCAAAGCAAACACACCGUAUUCCCGCUAGAUAUCUCGCUAAGCAAGAGCUUUUUAAUAAUAAUCGCCAUGGCGCCAUGUUACCUCCUGCGCGUCCGGCGGUAGGGCUGCGAGUUGAUUAUAUAAUCGGUGCAUGCCACCCCCUCGUUUAUUCUUCCAGCUCCCGGCCAGCAUCCAUUCCCAGCCUCUCGAGAUCCAAGAAGUCCCGCACUAGCGGCGUACGGUGCCGUGUGUGUGUAGUAAGUAGGUACGUACGUGAUGGGCGACGACGGCGCCAAGGCGGCCACCACGACGAUCGUGCGGCUGCGGGAGCUGCUGCACAAGUGGGCCCUCGGCGCCAGGGGCGACGCCGACGACGGCGAGGAGGGGGAGGGGGAGGAGACGCACGCGCCGGCGGCGGGGGCGGGAGCGGGAGCGGGAGGUGCGCCGCCGUCGAUCCCGCCGUUCGUGCUGCGGCGGCUGACGAGGACGGUGACGGUGGACUCGGACGACGAGGGCUGCCACAGCCCGGAGGCGGCGCCGGACGUGCCGAGGGGUUACUGCCCUGUGUACGUGGGGCCGGAGCAGCGGCGGUUCGUGAUCCCGACCGGCUACCUGGGGCACCCCGUGUUCCGGCUCCUCCUGGAGAAGGCCGAGGAGGAGUUCGGGUUCCGGCACGAGGGCGCGCUGGCCAUCCCCUGCGACACCGAGGCCUUCAAGUACAUCCUCCAGUGCGUCGAGCGCCACGACAAGGGCCUCGCCGCCGACGACGUCGACGUCGACGAAGGGAACCUGCGCAGUGUGCUAGAGCCAGCGUCGUCAGUUCAUCAUGUUUCGUAGAUAGUGUGUGUAAUGAUGUAAUUUCUGUCUCUUUUUCUAAGGAAAGACCUAAAUAUAGGAUCAAGAAUUAAAUUGAUCCGUCAAAGUAGUUUGGGUGUAACUGGUUGUGAUCUAAGUAUGUUAGUACAGUUUGUAAUGGUAAUUGUUCUGGCUUUGCUG
Triticum urartu is the source of this 981-nucleotide messenger RNA. RefSeq lists its product as uncharacterized. Gene Ontology annotation, biological process: response to auxin. The record is from RefSeq and is a predicted model, not a curated record. Lineage: Eukaryota; Viridiplantae; Streptophyta; Magnoliopsida; Poales; Poaceae.